Messenger RNA from Centruroides sculpturatus (bark scorpion), 740 nucleotides. RefSeq names its product cathepsin B-like. Gene Ontology annotation, cellular component: lysosome. NCBI's taxonomy places the organism in Eukaryota, Metazoa, Arthropoda, Arachnida, Scorpiones, Buthidae. The coding region runs from base 52 to 738 and encodes 228 amino acids. The record is from RefSeq and is a predicted model, not a curated record. Gene Ontology annotation, biological process: regulation of catalytic activity. The transcript has 4 exons. Gene Ontology annotation, molecular function: cysteine-type endopeptidase activity.
UUGGAGAUAAUUUAAAAACUCUAUUUAAUAUAUUUACAGGAAGUAACAAUCAUGAAAGUAUUGUUAUUACUAACUGUAUUAUGGACUGUGGCUUCGUGUAAAUACAUUCUUCCCGAAGGAAUCGAUCCUCUUUCUCAACAAAUGAUAGAUUACAUCAAUUAUAUCAACACUACUUGGAAGGUAAGAAGAAAUUUUGAGGGCGUGAGUCUUAAAUACAUCAAAAGACUUAUGGGCGUUCACCCAAAAAGUAAAUAUUAUGGAUUACCUAAAAUUCGUCACGAAGUUCCGAAGGAUAUUCCUGAAUCUUUCGACGCUAGAAAACAAUGGCCUUAUUGUAAAAGUAUCAGUUUAAUCAGAGAUCAAGGUUCAUGUGGAUCGUGUUGGGCAUUUGGAGCUGUAGAAUCAAUGUCAGAUCGAAUUUGUAUUAAAAGUGGAGGAAAAUUGCAAGUUGAACUUUCAGCUCAAGAUCUAAUGACUUGUUGUGAUUUUUGUGGAGAUGGUUGUUAUGGAGGCGGUCCAGGUUUAGCUUGGUGGUAUUGGGUAUAUGAUGGAAUAGUAACUGGAGGAUCAUACAAUAGUAAUGAAGGUUGUCAACCAUAUCAAGUUCCUCCUUGCGAACAUGAUACGAAAGGUCCACUUCCACCAUGUUCAGAUGAUAAUCCAACUUUUUUAUGCGAUAACUCCUGCCGUAAAGGUUAUAAUGUUACUUAUAAUCAAGAUAAAUAUUAUGGUAAGUGACU